AUGUCAUCUCCCGGCGACUACACUGUUGGUUGGAUCUGUGCUCUUCCGAUUGAAGCAGUUGCAGCCACGGCUUUCCUGGAUGUAAGACUUGAUGGUCCUAAAACUCGAGCAAAGGACGAUACCAACAACUACAAAUUCGGGAAGAUCAACGAGCACAAUGUAGUCAUUGCGACACCUCCCAUGGAUGAAAAUGGAGCGACGGCUGACAGCGUGGUCAAAAACCUGAUUCGGAGCUUUCCUAAUGUCCGCAUUGGCCUCAUGGUUGGCAUCGGGGGCGGUGCACCCACUUUGAAGCACGAUAUUCGUCUUGGAGACGUUGUGGUCAGCUCCUCAGGCGGGCCACAAUCGGGCGUUUUCCAGUAUGACUUGGGGAAAUACAUACGGGAUGAGGAAUUCCAGCCCAUCCGGGCACUGGAUAAACCUCCUCGGCUGUUACGUGCAGCAGUGUCUUCACUGGAAGUGAACCACGAAAUUGACGGCAAUGGUAUUGAGGAUGCAAUUACCAGGAUUCUGAAGCAGUAUCCCAGACUCCAGAGAGGCUAUGGGCGACCAUCGGAUGGAACAGAUAUCCUGUUCCAACCUACAGUCCAGCACGUCGGAGGAGACACAUGCGAUAUUUGCAGCACGAACGAAGGUGAUGUUGUCAGCCGCGAACCCCGGGAGUUUGAGAAAACUUCGAUUCAUCAUGGUGUUAUCGCAUCAAGUAACAAUGUGAUGAAAGAUGCGACGUUGCGCGACAGCCUAGCCUCACAGGGGGACGUUUUAUGUUUCGAAAUGGAGGCCGCAGGGCUCAUGGGAGGCUUCUCCUGCCUCGUGAUUCGAGGCAUCUGCGACUACUCAGACUCUCAUAAAAAUAAGGCAUGGCAGGGUUACGCAGCUAUGGCUGCAGCAGCUUAUGCAAAACAAAUCGUCAGCAUCAUUCGACCUGAAGGAAUCGUAGAAGUGCCUAGGCUAGUUGAAAUUGGCGAAACCAUGCGGGCAGCUCAAAAUGUGCGGUCUAAAGCUCUCAAAGCAUCUGACUCCAGCACAGAAGUCCCAGACGACGACGGUGCCUGGAUAACUUCUGAGUUUAACGAGAUCGCAGAGCCAAAAGCACCGCUUUCCUUUUCGUUCCAUCAGCCACGCUGCGCACACAGAUGUCAAGAGGUACGAGACAGCGACAGCGACAUCAACACUGAUCGCUUUACGGAGUACGCUCUGCGGGAAGACAUGCAGACUGAAAUAUCUCAUUUAUGUGGUCUGGGUGGCGUGAUUCCACAGAUUACUCACUCAACGAAAGAACCAGGAACGGUCAAUCUCUUCAAGUCCGAAGAUGGCCGGCCAUUCAUGAAAAUCAUAUACAAAGACAAGGCACAUUGUGGUACUUCACAAACCAAGAUCGAGGAUGCUGACAGAAACGCCGAGACUUCAGAACUGGUGUUGCAACUCCACAAAGCGAUUCGUGGCCUUCGGAAUGCUGCCAUUACGCUUCAACGCUCACAUUUCUGUUGCGACAGGUUCACUGUACUUACCGCUGAAGAUUUCAAUCGCCAGGGCCACGGAAUCACUGUGGUUCGUAUGAAUACCGUGACAUUCAGUGUCCUUGAUAAAUUGGAAAAGGAAAUCGGUCGGCUUAUCCUGGACGAUUCCAAGAACACUAUGGUAGUUGAAGAAGAGUCAACAUGUCGACACAUCAUGGAGACUUUGUUUCAUAACCCUUUGCCCCUUCCUUCAACAACCGGGGAAACGUUACACUUGUAUUCUCUCACUCUUCAGGUUCUUUGCUUGGGCAUCACUUUUUACGCUCAGGCCCACACAGGUGGUCUCGAGCCGGCUUACCUAGCAAAACCACCUUCCCAUAUUGAACUUCGAGGAAGCUCUUGUGAUCUUCCGUUUAUCGUUGCAGAACGAGUUCAGCUUUCUUGUAUGCACGAAAUGGUUGGUGAUAGGGUUUGGGCUUUUCGGCUAUCAACUCAGGUCUUCCAAGCCCAGCCUACGGGAAUGUAUCUCAGAGCCACUUGUGAAGAGAUAGUGGAUUGUUGGGGUCCGGCCUCUUUCGGAUCAAAAACUACGGAGCCUCGUGAAGAUGAGUUGUAUGAACUUUUUAUAAGAGGAGGCGUUGUUCAUUCAACUCAGCAAGAUAAUGAAGAUGUUGUUCGCGUUUUCCAUUGGACACACGCGAGCGAAUACGAGAGAUUAUUUCCACAAACCAGCUUCGACUACCGCGCCGAGAUCAUGAUUGGAGCUAGUUCGAAUACGGGCACUGCAAAAACACUGCUCGGUGGUCCUGGACGCCUUGAUAGCCGUGAAGGCAAAUCUACCUCAUUGGCCGAGAACAAUUCGGCGAGUUCACAUCAUACUUCCAUUGAAGGCAACAAUGCUACACUGGUAAAUGCACAUACAGCACAAAUCACGCAAACACACUGGAAUGUGGGAACCCAAGAGACGUUGCAGGGAGAAAGUUCACAGACCGGGUCUCAGCUUAAACCACAGGAGAAACUACCCGGGGCCAUUAAGAUUAACUCUGACUGUCACCGGAGUAUUGAAGGCAGCCGUAAAGCCUCACAAGAUGAUCGCGAAGUCCUGGGUACGUCUCCGUCAUCCUGGAAACCGGUAGCGAGGCAAGCAGUCUUCCAAGCAGGAUACCAGGCGGUUUUCCAAUUCGGAAUGGAGUGGCAAAGGCAACCAAGGGUCCCUCUAAAGAGGAUCAUUUUGGAUAGUUGGAGCGGACGGCGGAAUCUUCUGGUGUUCGAGUGUCCAUUGGGUAUUCAGGUCAGCAUCUGCACUGGCGUCGCCCGAAGAGUUCCACUCAGAACGAUUGUCCUCGAAAAUCUCAUGGAAUACAUUGACACCUUGGGCGUUAAAGGAUGGGAAAAGCUGAAACCACGUGCUAGAACGGCAAUGGCAUCUAAAGAAGCAUUCAUGAGCUGGGUGAAGAACCUGAUGACGUUGGACGACGAAGUUGAAGAUAGGGCAUGUGUUGAGCGGGUGUUCACCUACGUCCUUAACUGUUUGAGAAACACUGGAUUUGACAAGGACGGUAAUGUGCUCUCAAUCCUGUGGCCUAACAAAGGCGAAGACGAUACUUGCGUCAAAAUUUACCGGUCUAAGCAUAAUUGGUGCGAAGUGCUUGAAGACAAGGAGUGGUCAACCUCGUUUGUUGUGUUAACAGAUCUGUGUUUCACAACAUCGGACCACGCUUGUGUGAACAAGAAAGAGGCUCGUUGGGCAGGCCUAAGAACUCUUCAAACGUCCAUGCAUCGACGCACCGUUGGAAAGGAUCGGUCUACAUGUCAAUCAACUGAUCAGAGCGAUGAUGAGGCUGAAUGGCAUAUUGAAGACAAGAAAUGGUACUGGAAUGGAAUAAAGCCUCGAAUCUCUGGGUUUUGGAAUGUAAUAGAGCCUCGAAUCUCUGGAUUCCUUGUGAGUAGGCCUGGUGAUGCAAUUCCAAAGCUGGUAUUCCGCGGGUUCCUAGACAGCCUUGUUCCCAGGGAGGCCACGAAAGGUAUGACAUCUUGGGGGCGCUGGGAUACUGCUAUUGUUGAGUGUAUUUAA
This is a messenger RNA of Fusarium subglutinans, 3534 nucleotides long. Its product is annotated as nucleoside phosphorylase. Gene Ontology annotation, molecular function: catalytic activity. The record is from RefSeq and is a predicted model, not a curated record. NCBI's taxonomy places the organism in Eukaryota, Fungi, Ascomycota, Sordariomycetes, Hypocreales, Nectriaceae. Bases 1 to 3534 code for a protein of 1177 amino acids. The transcript has 3 exons. Gene Ontology annotation, biological process: nucleoside metabolic process.